GUGCGUGUACUGGCAUUGGAAAGGGAGUUGAAUUUGCAGCCUGAUACUCGACAGCCUACACCACGUGAGAUGGCUCUCACCGGUCAGUUGGAAAGACUACAAGUCGAUUAUCAUCAUCUUGAAAACGAACUUCAGAUGACUCGAAGCCGAUUCGCCGAUGCACAGGCAGCAGAAGCCCGAGCUGUAGGUGCAGAACGAACUGCCAGAGAACGAGUGGAAGCAAGUGCCUCCGAACGGGAGGCAGCUAUCGAGCGCACUCGAGCUGCUUGUGAAGCCCACUACGCUGCAGCUCGACGACGCAUCGAAGCUGAACUCACUGCUGAGCAUGAAAAUGCCCUGGCACAGAUUAAGCAAGAGACCCUCACUGCUAGAGAAGAAGCCACGACUUAUCGUAAUGAGCUUGAACGUGUUAAUGCUAUGCUUCAGGAGGCGAAAGAGGCUACUGCUCAAGCUGUGCAGUUGACUAUGACUGAGGCCAUGAAAGAACGUGAGAACGAGCGUAUUCGAUUUUGGCGGGAAGAGUUGCCACAUCAAGUUGAAUUGGCACGAAAUGGCUGGUUGUUAGAAUCGGAAGCAAGAACGAAAGUGCAUUUGGAGCGAGUUCGAUCCGAAUGUCAGGCAGAGUUUGACUCCCGUAUGGCUGCUUGUAUAAGACAGCAUCAGACUGAAUUAGACAGACUCAAAUCUCCCAAAGUUACCCAAGACCGUGCAGUUGAAUGUACUCCAUGCGAGUCGAAGAUUUUGAUUUCUCCCCAUGAGUUUCCACUUCUGAGCGUCCUCUUUUCAAAUGAACUAUUUAAUGAUCUUGUAUCUAUCGGUGGUGUAGAGUGUCUUCUGCCUUCCAUUGAGAAAUACACGGGAUCACUCCUUCGUAAAACUGCUUUGGCACUUAUGAAACGAUUCACUGUUGUGUUGGCUAAUUCCUUACUUGCGGUGAUUAUGGAAUAUGGUCUACUCAAGAAGGAACAAACGGAACUGGCAUUGAAAAUUAACACAAUGAGUGCUAGCGAUCCUGUUGUUGAAGGACUGCUGAAACUGCUUGGUGAUUUAGUAGCUGCAGACUUAUCUGUUGAGAUUGAAAUAAUACGCAAAAUUGCUCGUCAUUCAAUUGACUCGAAGAAUACCCAAACUACUGAAUCGGGAGAAAUUAUAAGUCAGAUUAAAUCCGAGGUCCAAAUGUACGUUCAAUCGUGUCAGGAGCGAUGUGCCCGAACCCUCCAGAAAGGUCUUUCGGGAGCUCACCGGCGAGCCUGCAGACAAAUCACAAAUCGGCUGCGAAAUGCACUCUCUGAGUCUGGCCUCUCUCCUUUAUCCUUCACUUCUCAAGACAAAUUACUCAAUUUCAACCAACCAAUGCGGUUGAUGAAUUUUAGACUCUCUCAAUGCCAAAUAGAAACGCUUCUACACAUAAUUGACGAUGUUUGCGAAUCUACUGCGAAUCACUUCUCCAAGAUCACUAUCAGUGGUCAGCCCAUCUUCUCGUUCCCGUCAACUACCCAGAGUGAGAAUCUCGAGUCGGGUUUGACCUGUCUAGAAGCAGAAGAUGGCGAUUAUGUGAAGCAGCCACUUUCGCCUUGUCAUGCUUUUCGUUACAACUGGCCGAAAUUACAAGUCAACUGA
Molecule: messenger RNA, 1620 nt
Organism: Rodentolepis nana
Lineage: Eukaryota; Metazoa; Platyhelminthes; Cestoda; Cyclophyllidea; Hymenolepididae
Source: the annotation of a GenBank genome assembly